ACGGAAGACCCGGAGUUCACAGAGCAGAUCGAGAACAUCACAGUGCCGGCGGGCCGAAACGUGAAGCUGGCGUGCUCCGUCAAGAACCUCGGCACCUACAAGGUGGCGUGGAUGCACUUCGAGCAGUCGGCGAUCCUGACGGUGCACAACCACGUGAUCACGAGGAACCCGCGCAUCUCCGUGACGCACGACAAGCACCGCACGUGGUUCCUGCACAUCAGCAACGUGCAGGAGGAGGACAAGGGCCGCUACAUGUGCCAGAUCAACACCGUCACCGCCAAGACGCAGUUCGGCUACCUGCACGUCGUCGUGCCGCCGAACAUCGACGACUCGCUGAGCAGCUCUGACGUGAUCGUCCGCGAGGGCGCUGACGUCACCCUGACGUGCCACGCCAGCGGGUCGCCGCCGCCCAGCGUGAAGUGGAAGCGCGACGACGGCUCCAAGAUCGCCAUCAACAAGUCGCUCUCCGUGCUGGAGUGGGAGGGGGAGGUGCUGGAGCUGACGCGCAUCUCUCGCCUGGACAUGGGCGCCUACCUGUGCAUCGCGUCCAACGGCGUGCCGCCCACCGUCAGCAAGAGGAUCAAAGUCAGCGUGGACUUCCCGCCGAUGCUGUGGAUCCCGCACCAGCUGGUGGGCGCGCCCCUGGGCUACAGCGUGACGCUGGAGUGCUUCACCGAGGCGCACCCCACCUCGCUCAACUACUGGACUCGCGAGGACGGCAACAUGAUCCACGACUCGGCGGGCAAGUACAGCAUCUCCAACACGGCCGGGUCGCCCGCCUACAAGACGCACAUGCGGCUCUCCAUCAUGAACAUCCGCGAGGCCGACUACGGCACGUACAAGUGCGUCGCCAAGAACCCUCGCGGCGAGACGGACGGCACCAUCCGGCUAUACACAUCCGCGCCGCCGUCGACAACGCCCGGGCCGAGCACGACCGAUGCGGCGGCGUCGCGGCGUCACCCAGAUGACGGGUUGGACCCAUCCGGCAAUGACGUGAACAACUCAGUGUACAGCUCCCUCAGCGGGCAUUACUCGGACAAAGGCUCCAAGUACCAGUCGAAUCUCAACGAGAUCGAUAAGUCGGAGCAGAAGUCACCUCCUGAGGCAUCUGGCAAAGGGAUGCACCGCGACUGGUUGAAACCGGAGCUCACCGCAGCUGGUAGCAGCGCGGCGAACUGCGCCGUGUUGCUGGUGGUGGCAGCGGCGGCCGCUUCCGUCGCAGCGUUCGCCCUGCACAGAUAAGGAAGACCAGCCUCAGAACAGCACCCCCACUGGUGGAUUUUGCGGUUAACAGUAACGGACAGCGUGAAAACUACACGAGAACUGGGAACCACGACAGCAGCAACAAGACUGAUCGAGCUUUUCCGAGAGUAGCGCCGGAAUCAUCAACUCAGGACUAAACUCUCUCACACCAGUCACCCCCAACCCCCAUCCCCACAACCCCGUGACGUUAGCAGUGGUGACGCGUGUCCUCCAGUGACGACGCACGCAGGAUGCAGAAGACCGCGUGACGAAGCUGGACAUCAACCCGGCUGUGUCUCCUGGAACUUGUGCCCUGUGUUGCUCAUUGCCCAGACAUUUGGACCCGACGUAGCUGUGUUUGUGUGCCCCGUAUUGCUCCUCUGCUUUGUAGGAUUCCGCGUGUACACGGCUGAGAGUAAUGUAAAAAUUCGUUCCCUAACCUAUCGGCUACACAGAUGCUUCCUUGCCGGCACUCCAGACCCUAUCUCCCUGCCAUUUAAAACGAACUUUGGCUGCUACAGUGACUGUAUCUACUGGAACUAUUAUGUCUAGGUGUACAGUCUACGCUCAUUUAGUGGCGCUUCAGUUACUAGGAAGAUUUCGUGUCACAGAAACUAUCCACCUACUGGAGUUACGAUGGUUAUAUUUUAUGGUGAAAGAAACACAUAAUGACUUACACUACGGGCAAGUAAUCUCAUUGCAAAUAUCCAACUUCGACUAUAAAAUUCCCAGCUUUGAAGGUUGAACAAAGAGCAAUCUGUUUUCCUGACAAGAUAUACAAGGCAGUGUUUCAAACAACUAUUAAUGUAUGUAUGUUAAUUGGUAAACUGGCAUCACAUUUGGCAGUGUCAGUGACUGGUUGGAAGUCAUUACUGUACGACUAUAAUACUGCUUUUUGGAGACGCUGCAGUAUGAUAGCUGUAGAUAAAUCAUUCAGUCUCAGCAAUUAAGUAUAAUGUUUAUACAAUUUUAGUGUCGUUUAAAUGUUUCCAACGAGUGGCCUACCUUAAUGAAUCAUAAAUUGUUGUAUCAAUAUUUGUAACGAUGUCUGCUACGCUUGUUCCCGUUUCAGUAUGAUAGGUUUUCUAAAUGCUGUCAAUACAAGCCGUCUUUUCUGAUGACUUUAGGACAUUACGCGUUGAUGUAGCAAUUCCCAUUAUACCGUCAUUGUAGUAGUCGUGAAUUGUUGGUUCCGUACUUGAGUUGUCGUGUGCGCUACACUUUAUUUUACUACAGUGUUGAUCACUUUCUUUGUGUAAGCAAUUCCUCGCUGCCAGAAUUGGUGGCUAACGGCCUCAGGUUGCUGCAGGGCAACGUUUAGAAAUUAAAAUAAAUUUGCCAGAGGGAAGAAUUUGCCAAUUAAAUUAUGAGCGCUGGACUCAUUACAGUCUAAUACUGUGCCUGCCGGAUGUCGAAUUAACGAAAGUUUUUUGCACAGUGAGGAUUUCUGAUGAACACAGCCAACUCACUCUCGCUGGUGUCAGUCUCUCGUUACCUCGUUAUCUGUGCUACCUUCUAUCACACCGCUGGAAACAUACUUCGAAAAACAGAUAGAAACGCUGCCACCAGUGAUACCUCAGUCACAUUUUAAUAGAAGCGUAUAAAUGAUUUCUUCACAUCACUUUAGUUGUGCUUGUAGUAUACAGGAAUACAAAAGCGGUUCGUCCUCUUAAAUCAAAUACACCAACAUGACCACAAGAUCAACGCCUGUAUCAUCACUUCUGUAUCAUUGCCUCUGAAAAUCAUUCUCUUCCCGUUAAGCAACUAUGUAGGUUCGCAAACAGACCCGUAAUUCUGAUGUCCACUAUACCACAUGGCCUACUCUUAGGAAGUCUUUCCCACGUAAAACUUAUGCAAGGGCAUGACGAAGAUAGUAGGUAACACGUUGUCGCGCUGUUAAGCUUUUUCACUCGUCACUUGCAGAUGAUCUUCUGGAAAUAUCAAUUCGUAUAUUUCUCUGUGAACUAGAAAUUUCCACUUAUACUUCUCAUUAUGCAUAUCUCUAUCUCAAAUAUGAAUGACAGAUGUGUAACUUUUUGAAAGUGAGAAAAACUGUGAUCAUUCGAAAUGGAUAUAGAAACCAAAGGUGGCGUGGCUGA
Messenger RNA from Schistocerca cancellata (South American locust), 3341 nucleotides. Its product is annotated as lachesin-like. The record is from RefSeq and is a predicted model, not a curated record. Lineage: Eukaryota; Metazoa; Arthropoda; Insecta; Orthoptera; Acrididae. The coding region runs from base 112 to 1242 and encodes 376 amino acids. The transcript has 9 exons. Gene Ontology annotation, cellular component: neuron projection.